AUGAAAUUUGCGUUUGAUGACUUAUUGAAUUCUAGUGAGAAUGAUGAUCUAUUAGAUAAGGUGGUUACGAGUGAGAAUAUCCAAGAAUCUCCUUUAUCUUCUCCUAAUUUAGAUUAUACAUAUAUCAAUGAAAGUGAAGAGGAUGAAAGUAUUCCACAUCUUCGAUUGCCAAGGAAGCAACUAGAUAAUGAAAUCAUGAUAAACAGUUUAAACAAGGUGAACAAUAUGAAUAGCUUUGUUGAGUUACGUAAAUCUGAAGAGACCCCAAGUCUCAAUCCUGAACUUCUUCAAUACAUGAAGGAUCUAGACUUAGAUUCUAGAUUGCCCAGGAUAAAUGUAUCGUUACAUGUAUUAGUUUCAAACAAUGGCAAUCUCUUAGUUAAUAAUAACCAAGCAGAUGGUUCUUUGGAAACUGUAAAGAAGAUUGAGAUUGACAACUCAAAGGAAAAAGCGGUUCUAUCGAUACAACAUUCAUUUACUUCGAGAUUGAAUGCACUAGUAAAUAGCAAUUUAGAGCAAGUUAAAGAUAUUAAGAAACGUAAAAAAGAGGAAGAACAGAGGAUACGUAAAGAGAGAGAAGACAGAGAACGUAAGAUAGAAGAAGAAAGAAGACGUAAAAAGGCUGAGGAAGAACUGAAACGCAAAGAGGAAGAAGAACGAUUGAGACUCGAAAAAGAAGCACUUGAUAAACAAAAGAAAGAAUUAGAGCUUAAAGAAAAAGCUCGAAAGGAGGAAGAGGCAUUGAAGACGCAACAAGAGAAAUUGGCAGAAUUGAAAUACAAUCAAAAUGUUGGCAAAGAAAUUACAAACUUCAAAGAGAUUAAUAAAACGUUCUUAUAUUAUAAAGAUAAAAUAAAAGAAAUCAAGCGUGAUAUAAUUGAACCUGUUAAAAAUGGUGAUAAAAAUUUCAAGAGUAUACUAUCGAAGCAUAAGCGUAAAAUAAAUCCAAAAUUCGGUCAAUUGACCAACAGCACCCAGCAAUUAAAAAAUGUUUAUGAGGAACUGACAAAACUCGUUGACGAAACAAAGACAAAUCAAUUAUCAUAUAAUUGGAUAUUGAAUUUCAUAUGUAAGGCAAUAGUAUCUCAAGCAGAAACCGAGGUUCGAGUCAAGCCAGCAUCUUCAUUAGCACUUGGGAAGUUAUCUGUUUUAUUAAUGAUUAGAUAUGAAGAAUUGACAGAAUUAUUGAAAGCAAGAUUUAUUAAAAAAUGUCCAUUUGUUAUAGGUUUUUCAUGUAAAAUUGAUACAGAAGAAGGUAGGCUAAGGAUGGGAUGGAAACGUAAGGAAGAUAAUAAAUGGGAAGAAGAGACGACAUAUGACGAAAGAAUGGGAGGUAUGGUUACUUUAUUUUCUGUAAUCACUAGAUUACCUGUUUCUACUGAAUUUAAUGGAAUUACUGCUGAAUCGAGAAAUCCUAUCCCAAUAAGUGAAUCGUGGAGAUUCCUUGCAAGGAUUUGUAACAUGGAUAAAGAAUUAUUAACAAACUCGCAUUUCAUCAUUUUAUGUUCGUGGUGGGAAGCAGCAGGGAAGCAGUUUGUUGAGCAUUAUGGAAAGCAGGGAGAAAAGCUAUUGCGAUUGGUUGCUGGAAACCUAAUAAACUCAGUUUCUGCUUCCAAAUUUAUUGGUGCCGCAAGAUUAUCGAUUCUAAUUGAAGAAUGGAUCACAACAGGUAGCAUCAAAUCAUUCCCCGAAAUGGAUGCGUAA
Messenger RNA from Tetrapisispora phaffii CBS 4417, 1704 nucleotides. It is a transcript of the gene GLE1, whose product is annotated as nucleoporin GLE1. The record is from RefSeq and is a predicted model, not a curated record. Gene Ontology annotation, biological process: regulation of translational initiation; regulation of translational termination; poly(A)+ mRNA export from nucleus. NCBI's taxonomy places the organism in Eukaryota, Fungi, Ascomycota, Saccharomycetes, Saccharomycetales, Saccharomycetaceae. The transcript has a single exon. Gene Ontology annotation, molecular function: inositol hexakisphosphate binding; translation initiation factor binding; phospholipid binding. Gene Ontology annotation, cellular component: nuclear pore cytoplasmic filaments; nuclear pore; cytoplasm. The coding region runs from base 1 to 1704 and encodes 567 amino acids.